Messenger RNA from Misgurnus anguillicaudatus (oriental weatherfish), 2925 nucleotides. It is a transcript of the gene arg1, whose product is annotated as arginase 1. The record is from RefSeq and is a predicted model, not a curated record. Lineage: Eukaryota; Metazoa; Chordata; Actinopteri; Cypriniformes; Cobitidae. Gene Ontology annotation, cellular component: cytosol; cytoplasm; nucleus. Gene Ontology annotation, molecular function: arginase activity; manganese ion binding.
ACAUGCCAGGUUAACUGAGAUGAACUCGAUCAGUCCAAUGAGUUUAACCCGACACAUGUCGUCACGCGUCCCGUAAUCCGCUUUGAUUUCAGAGACAACAGCGCGCGUGUACAUCACACUGCGGCAUCCCUUAUGGCGGUAAAUAAGAGUAUCAGCGGAUUACGAGCCGCUUUCCAUAUAUUCAGAAGAAAUCAUCAUCAUCACUCUGUGGGAAUAAUAGGCGCACCUUUCUCUAAAGGACAGAGGAGAGAUGGUGUGCAGAGAGGAGCAGAUCUUAUCCGAGCCGCAGGAUUGGUGCAGAAGCUUAAAGUGCAAGGUUGUAUAGUAAAGGAUUAUGGAAAUCUGACGUUUGAGGACAUUCCCAAUGAUGAGCCUUUUGGAACGGUGAAGAUGCCAAGAUCGGUUGGCCGUGCAAAUGAGCUACUCGCGGGAGCUGUGCACAAAGUCAAGAGUGAUGGCAACACUUGUGUGAUGCUGGGAGGAGAUCACAGCUUAGCGAUCGGUUCGAUCUCGGGUCACGCAGCGUCCAGAAAUGAGCUGAGUGUUUUAUGGGUGGAUGCGCAUGCAGACAUCAACACACCUUUGACCACACCGACUGGAAACAUUCACGGCCAGCCGGUGUCUUACCUUAUUCAUGAACUGCAGUCUAAGAUUCCCAUAAUGCCAAAUUUCUCAUGGGUGAAGCCCUGUAUAGCAGCCAAAGACAUUGUGUACAUUGGACUCCGGGAUGUAGACCCAGAAGAACAUUAUAUCCUGCAGUACCUUGGCAUCAAAACCUUUUCCAUGACAGAUGUUGAUCGGCUUGGAAUAGCGAAAGUUAUGGAGCAGACAUGCGAUCACAUGUUUUCAAAGGUGAAAAAACCCAUCCACCUCAGUUUUGACAUUGAUGCAUUGGACCCUUCAGUAUCACCUGCAACAGGCACACCUGUAGCCGGAGGCCUGACCUAUAGAGAGGGGAUUUAUAUCACCGAACAUAUCUGUCAAACAGGGCUGCUUUCUGCUGUAGAUAUGGUGGAGGUGAACCCACAACAGGGCAGAACAGAGGAUGAGAUUAAAUCAACAGUAACCGCUGCCGUGGAUCUGUUAUUGGGCUGUUUCGGUCGGGUCCGCGGGGGCUCUCAUCCACCAGAUUACAAAAUGCCAAAUCCAUAAAUCAAAAGCUUUGCCUUUGUGAAUGAUGGUAUUAGGUGCUAAAGAAACACUUGGGUAUGGCUUUCUUUCACAGAGCACAAACAAUCUAUUUCUCUUUUCUAUGCAGUACAAUCAGCUUGAGAAAGUGCUCCAUAUAUUGAUUUGAAAGGUUUUUGGCUGAUUUGUUCCUUUAAUGAAGGCUGUAAUAGACGGCAAUCAUAGCCCAGCAUGUGAUUCAGAAACAUAUGUAUCUGUUAUGGAUGUCUAAUGAAGGUGGCAUUCCUAUUGUUUUUAAUUUCUAUAUAAAGCAUCAAUUUGAAAGAUAAAUACAGCAGAAAGCAAAGAGCUGCUUUAAAUAAAUAGUUCCUCUGCUGAUAUGAUUACAUGAAUAGAUACAAAGCUUGUGUGGACUGUUGGGUCAGUAUCGGGUGGCAAUAGUUUAUUACUUUCCAUGUGACCUUAACACUGACCAUUGACUAUGCAGUGUACUCAUGUGGUGUAUUAUUGGGUCAUUGACGUAUUUGGGUAGGUCGUGUUCAACACAGCUGUACCUUUGGAUUUGAAUAUCAGACUGUUUGUUCUGACACAAAUGCCUCGUUGCUAAACAGUCCUGCCAUAGCGAGGAAGGAGUGCAAGUAAAAACAUGACAUAGGGGAUAUAAAAUAGGGGAUAGUUCACCCAAAAACCAAGUUUUGUUGUGUUGUUUGAUCCCCAAUGUCUUUCUUUGUUCUUCAGAACCCAAAUCCAGAUUUAUAAAAAAUAAAUGUUUUUGUGACCACCUCGGUCACCAUCCACUCCUAUAGUUAACCAGAAAACCCUUCAAAAGGACCCAAAAGUGUUAAUUUAACGUCACUUGACUUGUGUCAUAUAUUUGAAUUGUCUUGAAGAUAUUAAAAUAUAUGACUUCCCAGGUGAGUAAAAGUGCUCUAUUUUUACAUGCUAAUUUUGUACUUAAAGCUCCAAUUCGUAACUUUUUUUUUCAGUUAAAAAAAUUAACAAUGAACAAAAAUCAGUUAUUGAAUAUGUAAUUUAAAAAAUCUCCGUACCCCAAUUCACAAUGGCAAGCUUAUAAUAACGAUUUAUAGUUUGAGCUCUCAGAUUUCCAGGGAAAAAGUUUGAAAAACGUCAUUCGUCUUUGCGUGAUAACGUCAUGUCCGUAAACAAAGAAGAGGAGCCGGAAAGUUUUGACCCGUGUCUUUCUUUCAGUGCAGUUUCUGUGUCUGAACAGAGAUUUUGUGCACUAAUUUUGUACUUAAUAUGUAUAAUAAUGUAUUUAGAUACCACUUGUAGUAUAUUUGAAACCAUCUUUGUUUAAAAGAUGGGUUCAGGGGCCUCAUUUAUAAAAUGCUGCGUAGAAACCAUCCUACAUUUGAUCUUACGAUCAUUUCUCAAAAAUGUGUACGUGUGAUUCAUAAAACGAACGUACGCACAGAAAACAUAUGCACGUACCCCUUUCUUUCAGAUCUAUAAAUCGCAAAUGAUCUUGAACUUGUGUGCAGCUGAGCAGUUUCAGAUCUCCGCCUUUAAACGAUGCCUAAUUAAUUGCAUUGGCAUUUAAAAGAGCGUGUCUGUCAAUGUUUAAAUCUUUUUCGAGCAGCAAGAAUGGCUUUAUAUUAAAAAAAAUCGGACAAGCAAAAGUGACGCAAAGCACUUUUCUACGCCAAAAACACUUUUAUAAAUAUGUACCGUGGAUUUUUGCGUACGCACACUUUUACGAUCAAAUCUGUGCGAACGCCCACACGCUUUAUAAAUGAGGCCCCUGGUUUACUACAAAUGUUAAAUUUUAAAUACAGA